ACAUUUCAGCCAGGAGCUGCUUAUCUGUCUUUCUCUGUCUGGGUGAAGACACAACUGAAGAUGAAGCUUGCUGUGUUUGCUUGCCUGUUGCUGAUCGUGCCAUUCCAGGCCGAAGCUGGCUCAUGCUAUGGUAAAACCGUUCAAAUCUGGGUGUCAAAUGGCAGAAACCUACAUGAAGGACUUGGAAGACCAGAUCCCUAUGUUGUGGUGAAAAUCGGCAGUGACUCCAAAAAGACCAAAGUCAUUAAUUCAAGCACCAACCCAAGUUGGAUGGAGAAGAUGGAAUUUCCCGAGGCCACUAGCGACAUGCUUCAAAUGGAGGUCUGGGACAAAGAUGAUUUCACUGCCGAUGACAAACUGGGAACGUGCAUGGUGCCAAUGUCCUCAAAUGGUCAAGAUUUCCGCACCAUUGAGUGCAAAAUGGAUGACAAUACAGGUGUUGUCAACGCAUUCUACAGGUGUUUCUAAAUGUAACCUGCUCUUGAAAAUGUAAAAGACCGAUCUGAGGUGAAGCAAAUUCUCUUUCUCGUCAAAGUAUUUGUGGUAGAAAACCAAAACUUGACUAAAUACUGAUGAUUCUUUUCCCACAAUAUUGUCCUUUUGUUUAUUUCAAAAUGGAUGUCUGCUGUAAAGAAACUUUAUUUUCAAAGGCCACAGUGUGCAAAAUAUCUUAUAUUGUCUACCUGUGACUUUUUGGUCGCUCAGCAGUUGAAAAAUGAAGAAAAUUCAUCACCAUUGAAUCUUGUGUUAAAAAAAGCUGUAUUUUCUUUGUACAGUUGGCUUUUUAGACACUGCAGCAGAUCUGUAUCUUUUCUGAACAACUAUAAUUUCUCACUGAAAGAGGAUUCAGUUUGAAAUGAAAACAGCAAUGAAUAAAACCAAAAGAAGUAAACAAUAUUUGUUUUCAAUGUGUGUUUUCCGGUGCACUCAUAGCCGGAAUGAAAUGCUUUACAGAAACUAAAUGGUUUGAAAACAUUUAAACCCGCAAUGCCAGUAAACAGUCACACAUACCUCCAUGCUCAUCUCAAAUGACAUACAAUAAUGAAUUUAUUGGAUAUUUUGGGAGAAAUCUGACACCUCCAUACUGCCCUAUGUAUCAUUAAAAAUCAAAGAAAUAAACCCAAGACCUGAAUUAA
Messenger RNA from Epinephelus lanceolatus (giant grouper), 1136 nucleotides. NCBI's taxonomy places the organism in Eukaryota, Metazoa, Chordata, Actinopteri, Perciformes, Serranidae. The record is from RefSeq and is a predicted model, not a curated record.